UCAUGGGACCACAUGCGACGAUGAAGUUGAUGUUAGGUUUGCAGGGGUUGCUAGUCUAUUUAUGUGUUUUGAGUCUGUGCUCUCUGAGCUUUUCUGAUGAAAAUAUUAAGUGUACAAAGAUUAAUGGGUGCAAAUGUGUAUUGUCAGGUGGUAUACGUAUAGAUCUUACUCGACUCAAUAAUGAAGCGAAGUGGUUAAAUGCUUCACUGGGAAAUGUGUCAUACUUUUUUCACAGUUGUUCAAAUGUUCCAUUUGGUAAUCACACAGGCAACGAUGAUUGCACUUCAGGAAGUUCAGUCUGUUUGUUUAACAGAACAACAAGUGCAUAUCAGAAUCUUGGAACCACUGAAGAUGCCAGUUUUUUAUUUGAUAAUUUAAAAGAUCCUCCUGUCCUGCUUUAUAAACAUGGAAACAUCACAACUGCAAUUCUGUUACAAUGUGUCUACAGUACACAGACUUCAUUCAGUGUUGUAGAUGGUCAAGAUAAGGAAGUUACUCAUAAAUUGAGGCUUGAAAGUAAAUGGGCGUGUCCAGUCAUUGAACUAACAAUAAAUAAAACUGCCUCACAGAACUCCAGUAACAGUGGUCUGUCUACAGGCUCUGUGCUAGUUAUUCUAUUUGUUGUGUUUGCAACAUUGUAUUUUGUUGGAGGGGCAGUUGCAUUGCGGUUACUUCGGGGUGCUGCAGGAAGAGAAAUGAUUCCUAAUUAUGACUUCUGGGUAGAUUUGCCAAAUCUUGUCAAAGAUGGAAUGACGUUUGUGAUAAAUGGGUGCCGUUCCACCCCUGGCUAUGAUCGGAUUUGAAUCUCAGGACAUCUUUCAUUUGUAGCUCAAAGAUACUUACAUUUUUAAAUUAUCCCUUAAACCUAAAGGUUGGAAUAAAAUUAUAUGAAUUUAUGUUUACCUGUCAUAUCAUCCGGUGUGAUAAACAAAAGGUACUGUGUUUAUAUCCAUUGUGCAGUUCAUCUUUGUAUGUGCUUAAUUGUGAAAUGAAGAGUUGUUGGUAGUUAUGUGUUAAAGAG
This is a messenger RNA of Cryptotermes secundus, 1021 nucleotides long. RefSeq names its product cation-dependent mannose-6-phosphate receptor. The transcript has 6 exons. NCBI's taxonomy places the organism in Eukaryota, Metazoa, Arthropoda, Insecta, Blattodea, Kalotermitidae. The record is from RefSeq and is a predicted model, not a curated record. Gene Ontology annotation, cellular component: trans-Golgi network. The coding region runs from base 3 to 803 and encodes 266 amino acids.